Molecule: messenger RNA, 2128 nt
Organism: Syngnathoides biaculeatus (alligator pipefish)
Lineage: Eukaryota; Metazoa; Chordata; Actinopteri; Syngnathiformes; Syngnathidae
Exons: 8
Coding region: 262-1326 (354 amino acids)
Cellular component (GO): membrane
Source: RefSeq, a predicted model, not a curated record
CUUGCCCUUUAAGGUUGUAGUCAAAACAAAGCGUAUCCCAGCCGGUUGCGCGGAAGUGGUUUUGUUCCAACCGUGUGCGAAAUGAGAUCAGAUUCCUUUUGAAAAAAGAAAAGAAACGUUCACUCCCUUCAACAUGUUGUUAAUGAUGUAAUUUUUAAGACGUCUUUUCCCUCCCUUAUCAGUACUUUAACAUUGAAGGGAACUAACAGGAGGGUUGUUGGCGAGCUGCCUAGCUAGCUUCAACAACACAAGCGAGCGGCCAUGCCUCCCUAUUCGGAAUUGAGGAAAAGCAACCACUUCUAUUACUUCAUCAAAUUUACCCUCAACGUCUAUUCUAUGCUGUUUUCGCUGGUGGGUCUCUGUGUGCUCUGCGUGGGGGUGUAUGCUGAGGUAGAAAGGCAGAAAAAUCGAACCCUGGAGGGUCUCUUCCUCGCUCCUGCAGUGGUGCUAAUCCUGCUGGGGCUGGUGAUGUUCACAGUCUCACUUGUGGGCAUGGUUGGCUCCCUCAGGGACAACAAAACCCUGCUGCACAUGUUCCUCUGCGUACUUUGUGUCUUGCUGCUUCUUCAGGCUAUUGCCCUCAUUAUAGCGCUCAUCUUCGAGAAGAAGACGUCUUCCUUGUUUCAAAGCAGUAUACGAGAGGGAAUCAAACACUACUACGAUGACCUGGACUUCAAAAACAUAUUGGAUUACGUGCAAGAAAAGUUUUCGUGUUGUGGUGGAGAUGAAUAUAAGGAUUGGGGCGUCAACCAGUACCAUUUCUGCAAUGGUACCGGCCCGCUGGCCUGUGGGGUUCCAUAUACCUGCUGUGUCCGCCGUGAGGUAGGAGAGGUCAUUAACACCCUAUGUGGUUCCAAGGCUCUGGAGAGACAGCGUGAAACCCUGCAGGAGGAGAUCCACGUACGAGGCUGCAUCCACGCAGUCAACCUUUGGAUGAGUGACAACAUUGGAAUAACUGUUGCGCUGUGCUGUGCCAUUGGACUGCCACAGCUACUUGGCAUCAUCCUGAGCUGCGUCUUCUGGAACCUUCUGGUGGAAAUGAGCGAAUCUGUCGACAUGGUGGACUUCAAGCUGAAAAAGCUGGAGUUCAAGUACAGUGAGUUGGACCUGGCCGGCGCCGGGUGGUGUAUGUGUUUGCCGAGGGACGGUGGAUACUUGCCCGUUCCAGCUUCCGAACCCGAACUGGACCCAAUUGACAUUCACCUGCAGAAGCUGAAGAAGCAGCCGCCUCGUACACACGCUCAGCUCCGAGAACUUCAACAGUCCAGAUCAGCCACGGGGCUGGACGAAGUAGACGUGGGCCGCAAGUUGAAAAGGGAACACUGAGUGGUCUUGUUGCAUUUCUUGCCUUCCCUUCAACGUUGUGAUGAUUUUUUUUAAAUUUGUGUUGCACUAUUUAAUAGUUGAACCUUUGCUGGUGGAUUUAGGGAAUUUGGUCAGCCAAAGGGAUCCAAAAUACUUUGUCACUUUACAUUGUUUCUUGGAAAUUCUCAGAACAAACAACCUAGAGCAUCAGCUUUUGUUUUCUUUUUUUAUUUCAUCAUUUGUUAUUUAAAAAUGUUUGGGGUCAUGUUUUAAUUUCAUUACUUUUCAACUUUUGCAUUUGAGCUACAACGUGUAAAGUUUACCUCAGGCUGUUUCAAGGACAGCCCAAUAGCUAAGAGGAUGAAUCGUGUACCUUGUCUAAAGAAAAUUAAAGAAGGAUUUUCAGUGUGGAUCAAAUAGGGACUAGUCCAUAUGUCAUGCGUAUAACGUUUGUGACGAAUGUGUACAGAUUGUGAAAUUCUUUUAGUUAUGAUCUCAGUUGGAUUUGUGUAGUCAGUGUACACUGUAAAACUGAUAGUUGUGAAAUGUGGAAUGCAUGUUUUGUACUGUGUAUGAAUUACAUUUGUAAAAUGAUACUCUGUUUACAUUAAAAGCUUUCAAAUGGGAUGCUUUUUAAAAAAAAAAAUACAACUUAAUUCUUUCCAUCAAUCAAGGGGACAACAAAAGGGAUAAUAAAGGCUACAACUCUGUUAAGUCUUUGGACAGUUUUAGCUAGUACCAGACCACUGAUUUGAGCUUCCUUCCAGCUCCUGCCUUGUACCAACACUACUACUGCUCUUGUUAAUAAACUGGGAUUUGUCUA